Messenger RNA from Huiozyma naganishii CBS 8797, 246 nucleotides. It is a transcript of the gene YSF3, whose product is annotated as U2 snRNP complex subunit YSF3. Gene Ontology annotation, biological process: mRNA splicing, via spliceosome. Bases 1 to 246 code for a protein of 81 amino acids. The record is from RefSeq and is a predicted model, not a curated record. Gene Ontology annotation, cellular component: precatalytic spliceosome; U2 snRNP. NCBI's taxonomy places the organism in Eukaryota, Fungi, Ascomycota, Saccharomycetes, Saccharomycetales, Saccharomycetaceae. The transcript is spliced from 2 exons.
AUGUCGGAUAAGCAAAGGCAACGGAUCCUGUAUAACACUUUGAAGCAGAAGUACGAGGGUCUGGGGAACGAGAAUACGACGCGGGAGGAAUGGCUGACGCAGGUAGUCCGUGAUUCGUGUGCCUCGAUAGUGUUGCACUCUGGACUGCUAGAGUACCAGUCUCUCGGGCCUGAUUCACAGUCUAAACACAGGGAACGACUGCGGCUACUCCACAAGAUGGCUGAUCCAGAGAUCAAGCCGCAGUAA